AUGUCCGCUUCCCCUGAACCCCAGGCCGAGUCCCCCGUCGCAACCCCGGGGGCCGACGUGAGCGAGAAGGCCACGACCCCGAUCAUCGGGGACGCUGACGUUGAAGGCCGCGAGAAAUCCGCCGAACCUGACGCGGGUGAAGAAAAUGAAGACGCUGGCGGAGCCGACUUGUCAGAUGACGACUCCAUCCUGUCCGAGGUCGACGAGGCGCAGUUCGAGGACUUCGAUCUGGAGAACGUCGAAGUCGAAGACCGUCCGCAACUGGCGAUCGAUGAGGAAAAUCUGAAACUUAUUGGUCGUCACAAGCGCAAGCGCACCGACGAUGGAGAAGGUCGCGAGCGCCGCAAGAAAGAGGGUCGUCGGGAGAAGAAGGGCCGUCGGCUGCGCGAUCGGGAGGAGGAAGGUGGGGAGGGCUCGUCUGCUCGUCGUCGGGAGCGCAAGAAGAGGGCUGAGUCGCCGCAGACGGAUGAGGAGACUCUGGAUCCCGAGACGCGUCGUCGCCGGGCCCUCGAUCGUGCUAUGGAUGAAGCACUGAAGAAGCCUACAAAAAGACGAUUCCGCAAGCAGGAUGGCAUUGACUUGGAAGCGAUGGCGGAUAACGAAAUUGAAGAUAUGCGCAAGCGCAUGACCCACGCUGCUCAGAUGGAUGCAGUCAACCGCCAAGAGGGCAAGCCCGCCAUGCACAAGCUGAAGCUGCUGCCAGAGGUGAUCAUGCUCCUCAACCGCAACCAGUACAUCAACAGCUUGGUCGAUCCUGAGAUCAACCUGCUGGAGGCUGUUCGUUUCUUCCUGGAGCCCCUGGACGACGGGUCGAUGCCGGCCUACAACAUCCAGCGUGAUUUGAUGCUUGCCCUGACCAAGCUCCCUAUCAACAAAGACGCUCUGAUUGCCAGUGGCAUCGGCAAGGUGAUUGUCUUCUACACCAAGAGCAAGCGCACCGAGCGCCGCAUCAAGGAUAUGGCCGAGAAGCUGCUGGCCGAGUGGACACGUCCGAUUCUCCAGCGCAGCGACGAUUAUUCCAAGCGGGUGUACCAACAGGCCGAUUUCGACCCCACAAAACUCACUAAGCGCACCACCGCCUCCGCCGAAGUCAUUGCUGCCGAAGCCCGCGCCCGCGAAAUGCUGCCUCCUCGCCUGGCCAACCGUGCCCGCGUCGAUCGUACUCAGGUCAGCUACACCGUGGUCCCACGCCAGACGGGCGUGCAGGAGAGCCGGUUCGCACGGCCUCUCGGUGCCAGCGGCGAGGACCGAUUCCGCAAGAUGCAGGCCCGCCAGAAUGCGGCGCAGAGAGCGUCUCGCCGCUAG
Molecule: messenger RNA, 1305 nt
Organism: Penicillium lagena
Lineage: Eukaryota; Fungi; Ascomycota; Eurotiomycetes; Eurotiales; Aspergillaceae
Product: transcription factor SPN1
Exons: 4
Coding region: 1-1305 (434 amino acids)
Biological process (GO): poly(A)+ mRNA export from nucleus
Cellular component (GO): nucleus
Source: RefSeq, a predicted model, not a curated record